Messenger RNA from Eruca vesicaria subsp. sativa (arugula), 453 nucleotides. The record is from the annotation of a GenBank genome assembly. NCBI's taxonomy places the organism in Eukaryota, Viridiplantae, Streptophyta, Magnoliopsida, Brassicales, Brassicaceae.
AUGUCGAGGAGAAAGACCAGAGAGCCCAAGGAGGAAACCGUUACUCUAGGACCUGCUGUUCGUGAUGGAGAGCAAGUGUUUGGUGUUGUUCACAUCUUUGCUUCUUUCAAUGACACUUUCAUUCAUGUAACUGAUCUGUCUGGAAGAGAAACUCUUGUCCGUAUCACCGGUGGGAUGAAGGUGAAGGCUGAUCGUGAUGAGUCAUCUCCUUAUGCUGCUAUGCUUGCUGCUCAAGACGUUGCUCAAAGAUGCAAGGAGCUAGGCAUCACAGCAAUGCACGUGAAGCUCCGUGCAACUGGAGGAAACAAAACCAAGACUCCAGGACCUGGUGCUCAGUCUGCUCUCAGAGCUCUUGCUCGUUCUGGCAUGAAGAUUGGUCGUAUUGAGGAUGUGACUCCAGUUCCCACAGACAGUACACGUAGAAAGGGUGGACGAAGAGGAAGAAGACUCUGA